AUGGAAGAUGCUGAGCCAAGAGUUAAAAAGAAGAAGAUCAAGCCUGGCUCUUUCCAGGGCCUUGGGCUAAGCUCACCGACCUACAAAGCCAUUAUGAGAAUGGGCUACAAAGUGCCCACUCCCAUCCAGCGCAAGACGAUUCCAACCAUUUUGGAAGGUCAGGACAUGGUGGCUAUGGCCCGCACGGGUUCCGGCAAGACGGCAGCCUUUCUGAUCCCCAUGGUUGAACGCUUGCAGAGCCAUUCCACCUCCGUGGGCUUCCGCGGUGUGGUGCUGUCACCCACCCGGGAACUCGCGAUGCAAACGGCCAAGUUCUGCCGACAGCUCUGUAAAUUUGGUGACCUGCGAUGCUGUUUACUGGUGGGAGGACAAGGAAUGGAGGCACAAUUUGAACAUUUGGCGAACAACCCUGACAUGGUCAUUGCCACCCCAGGCAGAUUGAUGCAUCACAUUUUGGAGGCAGAGCUUUCACUGUCUCGGGUGGAGAUCUUGGUUUUUGACGAAGCAGAUCGUCUCUUUGAGUUAGGUUUUGCGGAACAACUACAAAAGAUUCUGGAUGCAACACCCACAUCUCGACAAUGCUUGUUAUUCUCAGCCACCUUGCCAGCACAGCUGGUCUCCUUCAGUCGUGCUGGAAUCAAAGACCCAGCCUUUGUGCGCCUAGAUGUAGAGACUUCACUUAGUGAGUCGCUGGAUCUCUGGUAUUUGUUCAUCCGGAAAGAUGAAAAAAUUGCAGCUGCCAUCUCUGUUCUGCGGCGCUUUCAUCGGGAUGAGAAGACCACCAUCAUGUUUGUGGCCACCAAGCACCACGUGGAGUUCUUUGGCGAGCUGCUCCAACAGCAGGGCCUGCCAGCUGCCAUGGUCUAUGGCACCAUGGACCAAACGGCUCGUCAGGAGCAGGUUGCAAAAUUUCGAAAGAAGCAAGCAAGGAUUCUAGUCACCACAGAUGUGGCGGCUCGUGGUGUGGACAUUCCACUGCUGGACCAUGUGCUGAAUUUCGACUUUCCCUCAAGUGCAAAGCUGUUUAUUCACAGGUGUGGCCGUACAGCGCGCGCGGGGCGCUCGGGGCUGGCGGCAUCACUGGUGACGUUGGAUGACUUGCCAUACACUGUGGAGCUAAUGACCUUUCUGGGACACAAGUUGCAGCUUCCGGGUCAGGAUGAUUCGGAUCGGAAGACUCCAGUCAUCGGCGCCUUACCACCCUUGGAUCAUGAAAUGGAAGCCAUCAGUGGCAUCAUCACAGAAGAGGGCUCCAUGUUGAUGAGCCUUCACAAGUCCAUGUUGGCCUCCUACAAUUUGUACAACAAGACUCGCCCUUCAGCGUCCAAGUCCUCAGUGGCCAGGGCCAAACAGUUGCUGGAGGAAUGUGGUGGUGCUGCUCAGCUACAAAGUAUGCUACAUCCUUCGUUCAGCACCGAAGAGUCGGCAAAGCAGCAUGGUCACCAGCCAGGAUCUGCGAUCACCUCCAGUUCGGAUAUGUCUUACAUCCGAACUCUGCGAGGUUUUCGACCCAAGAUCGAGAAGCUCGGGAACGUUUUGUCCGUGAAUGCUAUGCGCACCAUGGAGCAAGCCAAGUUGGAUGCUGCUGCGGUCUCUGCCACAGUGUCGCCAGAGGAAACUGAAGCCAUCUUUGCCAAGCAAACAAAGUCCAGGGCGCCCUCCCCCGCCGCUGAUGAUGAUGACUCCACGGCACACACUGCGGGACCAUCCGUGAAACCUCAGCGUGAUAAGCCACGAAUCUCCAAGAAGGCUCGGAAGCAGGGCCGACAAGGUGGAGCUGUGCACGACGAUGGAGACUUUGAUGUGAAAGUCUAUGGUGAUUCCAAGCGGGAAGCUGAAAGUGAGCAGUUCUAUCUGAGCACUGCAGUGGAUCUCACUGAUGAGGCUCGAGAGCGAGGAUUCGAUAUGGAGCAGUAUCAGAUGGAUCUUUUGCCAGAUGAUUCCUCGGAUAUUAAGAAGGCAAAGAGCGUGAUGCGGUGGGACGCCAAGCGCAAGAAGUAUUUGCCCACCAUGGUCACUGUGGAUGGCAAGGCUCUGAAGGGCCAGCGUCGCAAUGAGAGCGGUAAGAAGGUCAAGGGUGAGGCACAGAAAAGUAACAUCUACGAGAAAUGGUCCAAGGCUACGAAGCGGCGAAUUCAAAAGGUUGGGGAAGUGGAAGAUGUCGAUGCCCUCGGCAAACUGAGGAAGACACAAUCGAACACCGUGGACUUCGAUGCCGCCGGAGAAGUGGAAGAUCCGACGGUUCGAAAGCCGAUUGUACCUUUCCAUGGGAAGGUGUCCGAGCAAUAUUUGACACACAAGCAGAAGAGGGCGCUGAACAAGCGAGCCAAGCUGGAUUCUGUGUUGGAAGGAGAAGGGAAGAAGGAACUGAAGACCCCACAGCAGAUCCAACUGGAAAAGAAGCAACGCGAGAAGAACAAGUUGAAGCAAAAACCCUGGCUACGAAAGCAGCGGGCCAAAGAAAACAAAGAGGCCCGCAUGAAAAAGCGAGAGGAACAGCAGAUGCGCUACGGUGCCCGCACCAAAGCGAAGAUGCUGAUUUUCGAGGGCCCAAGGCAAUGGAAGAAGCGCAAGUCUGAUUGUCACAAGAUCUAUUUAUCGACCACCGCCGCAGAACAUAUGGUCAGGCGGCGCGAUGGACAGCCCUUCGAUAAGAGCAGCUACUACAGUCAGCCUGAUGACUACGAGCCCAUUUUUCAGGACACUGUGUUGCCAUAUGCCACAGUGGUCUUGAAUGGUAUGUACUGGGAUGCUCGGUUUCCUCGUCUCUUUUCGACGCAGGACCUGCAUCGUCACGCGGUGAAUGGACGGGACAAGCUUCUGGGGGUCUGUGAUAUCACCUGCGAUGCAGACGGUUCCGUACCCACGCGUCAGUUUGCAAGCAUCGAGCAGCCUUUUCACAUUCUGAACGCAAUGACCGAAGAGAUCUCCCCGUGCUUGGAUGAUCCGGGGAUCCUGUUCCAUGCGGUGGAUCACUUGCCAUCCGAGCUGCCUAGAGAGUCCUCGGAACACUUUGGCGAUUGCUUGUUGCCUUUCCUUCCCAGUCUGGCCUCGAACCUCGCGCCACUAUCACCUCUUCCUGGUGAUGCCCUGGCUGGCUCCGAGAGCUUGCCGAUGCAGAUUCGCGGGGCCAUUAUCACAGAGGGUGGGCAGUUGGCUCGCGAUUACCGCUAUAUCCAGCAGCUGCGAGGUGUCCGAGAAGGAAAGGUGGUUGAUGCAGUGGAGGAGAACAUUUCCACCGUCCCGAUGCCUCCCGCAUGCUGUACUUUGGAAUUCACCGGACAUUUGUUUGAUUCGCGUCUCAUCAAUCGCGUGGCGGACUUAUGUGAGGAGUCCGUGGCGCGAAUGCAGAUCUUGGUGCUUGACUUGGGAAGGACUGUGAAUGACGAGAGCUUUUGCUCGAUGAUGGUGAUGGCUUCAUCGGAAAAGAGUCUGGCGAAACUGGUGGCGAAGUUGCAGACUGCAGCCACUGAAGCUGGUGUUUCCCACCGGCAAGCCACAGCAGGGGCCUUGCCAACAGCCAGCAAGGACUUUUCAGAGCCUUCGGUGUCCAGUCCUGGCAAAAAGGUGUUGGUGCUGGGCUCCGGCCACGUGGCUCCUCCUUUAAUCGCCUACUUGACGCGGAAGGCCACGGAGGUUUGCGUCGUCAGCGUGGAGCAGAAGGAGCUCAACGCUCUGAAACGGAUGCCAGGGAACGAAAGAGUGCAGACGGAGGUGGUUGAUGUGGCUGCGGCUGAAUCAACUCCUGAAAUUGCCCGCAAGUUGGAGGAUUUGGUGAAGGCAUCAGAUUUGGUGAUCUCACUCCUUCCUGCACCGAUGCAUGUCGGAAUCGCGAAGCAUGCCAUCCAGCAUGGCGUGUCAAUGGUGACUGCUUCUUACGUCAGUCCAGAGAUGAGCAAAUUGAACGAAGAAGCAGAGAAGGCAGGCGUGCUGAUUCUGAACGAGGUGGGUCUAGACCCAGGCAUCGAUCACCUGAGUGCCAUGAGCAUGAUCGACACUGCGAGGAGCACAGGCGCCGAGAUCAGUCGCUUCGCUUCGCUCUGUGGUGGUUUGCCUUCGCCAGAAGCAGCUGGAUCGAACCCUUUAGGUUACAAGUUCAGCUGGAAUCCUAGGGGCGUUUUGGUGGCUUCCCAAAACUCUGCGCGCUUCAAGGAGGAUGGUCUUUUGCGAGACGUUCCAGGGGGAGAAUUGCUGGCCCAAGGGAAACCCAUCACCAUCAACAACGCCUUCGCUCUGGAUGUCUUGCCAAAUCGGGACUCUACGAUGUUUGCCGAGCUCUAUGGUUUGGCGGACAUUCCCACCUUCUUCAGGGGAACGUUGAGGUUUAGAGGCUUUUGCGAGCGCAUGCUGGCUUUGUCUCGAUUGGGCCUUCUGCAACUGGGGCCUAUUCCUGGGCUCAAAGAUACAGGCUCUCAGAGAGAAUGGCUGGAACAAGUGAUGUUCGGCGUUUUCCCUGAGGCGUCCCAGAACGAAUCCCUCAGUGCCUCGAUUCGGACACGCUUAGCUUCCACCGGUAGCAACCCGGAGGUCGGCUUGGAGUUUCUGAGUUGGCUUGGACUUCUGCAGGACCAACCACUUCCACCCGGCUGCGCUGCAGAUCGCCCCCUGGAUGUUGUCGCUCAACUGUUGCAGCGGCCAGAGACAGCCUAUGCGCCUGGGGAACGUGACUUGGUGGUGAUGCGACAUGAGCUGGACGUCCGACGGAGCGAUGGACAACUGGAGCGCCAGGUCUCCACCUUGAUCCAAUAUGGUGAGCCGCACGAGACUGCCAUGGCCAAAACGGUGGGCGUCACAGCGGCCAUUUGCGCCCAGCUGAUCUUGGAUUCUCCCAGUGGACAUUUUGGUUUUGGCGAGUGGUACCAACCAGUGCUCAGAAAGCUGGAGGCAGGGUGGAAGUGCAAAACAUGCAAGGUCCGUCCGACACGCAGCGGCGUAGCUCAACACAGACCCCAAGAUGUUUAG
This is a messenger RNA of Cladocopium goreaui, 4962 nucleotides long. Lineage: Eukaryota; Dinophyceae; Suessiales; Symbiodiniaceae. The record is from the annotation of a GenBank genome assembly.